CUGUUUCACUACCACUUUCUUGACCAUGUUUCACCAUGUUUAUGUUCUCUCUUUGCUAGUACUCCUAGCAAUCAACAAGGUUUCCGCAGUGGACUACACUGUCACCAACAGAGCCAGUGCAACCGCUGGUGGAGCCCGAUUCACCAGGGACAUCGGGAUCGAUUACAGCAAGAAAACACUCGCAUCUGCCACAGAUUUCAUAUGGAGAACCUUAAAGCAAUCUAAUGCCGCCGGCAGAAAAAAUGUUCAAACAGUCAACUUAUUCAUAGAUGUCAUGGGUGGUGUUGCCUAUGCAAUCGACAAUGAAAUCCAUGUUAGCAACGAUUAUAUAGGAAACUAUUCAGGUGAUGUCAGAAGAGAAAUCACUGGGGUGCUUUACCAUGAAAUGGCACACAUAUGGCAAUGGAAUGGUAAUGGAAAAGCACCAGGAGGACUAAUUGAAGGGAUUGCUGAUUUUGUAAGGUUGAAGGCUAAUUAUGCACCUAGCCAUUGGGUGCAAGCAGGGCAAGGUGACAGUUGGGAUCAAGGUUAUGAUGUUACAGCUAAGUUUCUGGACUACUGUAAUGGUCUUAGAAAUGGGUUUGUUGCUAAACUUAACAAGAAAAUGAAGACUGGUUAUAGUGCUCAGUACUUUGUUGAUCUGCUAGGGAAGACAGUUGAUCAGCUUUGGAAAGACUACAAGGCCAAGUAUGGAAAAUAGAAGAGCUUGGCUAACUAAGAGCUGAAUAUUUGAAAAGUUACACUUUUAGCAGCUCGCAUCAAUAUACACAUCCUAUGAUCCUAAAUAAAAUUUGAAUAAAAUCCUUUUCAGAUGGGCAAAACUUAUUUCA
This is a messenger RNA of Populus trichocarpa (black cottonwood), 830 nucleotides long. RefSeq lists its product as uncharacterized. The transcript has a single exon. Bases 26 to 700 code for a protein of 224 amino acids. The record is from RefSeq and is a predicted model, not a curated record. Lineage: Eukaryota; Viridiplantae; Streptophyta; Magnoliopsida; Malpighiales; Salicaceae.